AUGAUCCUUGAAACUUACUUAAUUUUUAUUAUGGUUUUAUUUUUCAUAAAGUGCAUGAAAAAUGUAAUUCUCUCAAACAUUGUUUUCAAAUUGUUUUAUGCACACUCUGCAGAUAGCUGAGUUUUGGGACGUUUUCAAAUUAAAUGUUAUUUUGUAAGUUCCCCCGAUUAACUAAGUAUAGUCAACAUCACAGCACUUCGUCACAAAUGUACCACUUAUAUGUAUGUACUUCCUCUAUUCAUUUUGAAGAAGUAUAUAAUGAAAAUUAAAUUAGCUGUUUUUCACCUUCCAAAAUCACGGCCAAUGCCCUUGGAAACAUGAACUUCGCAUGUCCAAAUGUUCCAGACUAUAACAUCUGCUGAUAACGAAGCUUUCAUGGUAAUGGACUUCUGCUAGCUUAUCUCGAGAGCUUAUUCAUAAAAUAAAUAGUGUACAGAAUGGGUCUAGUUCAUGAUACUACCACUACAUCGAUAUAAUGCAGAGUCUAUAUACCCUCGAUGUGAUGACUUGUUACUGUGGCGUACCAUCGAUAUGAUGUUUGUCGAUAUUCUACUUGUUAAUGAAAUAAUGGGUCUAGUUCAUAUAUCGCCAACCACUACAUCAAUAUAGUGCAAUGUCGACGAUUACUUGCUGUGGCAACCAUCGAAAUGGUGUCUGUCGAUACGCCAUACCGACGAUAUGCUGAGUUGUCGAUGUAGCGACCAUCGAUAUGACGCACUUUCACUAUAGUAACCUGUUGAUGUAGUGAAAAGGUUUUGGCGAACUGUUUACCGAUAAUGUAUGGAGCAGGCAUUCGAUUGUUGUUCGGUCUGUCUUCUGUUCUCACAAUUAAUUUAUACCCUAUUGAUAUCUUCAUUUUCAACAAUAGUCAGUACGAAGCCGCGAACGGUGAAGCAAAUGUGACAAUAUGGAUGAAGAGGACCUGAUAAACAUCGACACGUCCGAAUACGAAUUCCCCAACACACUAUGGCACAUCAAACCCGCGAAAGAGAUAGCAAUAAAAACAUCAGCUAUGCUGUUCAUCGGUGUCUCUGGCAUCUUCAUGAACUCCAUCAUACUCAUUGUCCUCAUCAGAAACAAGUGGCUGUGGGGGGCUAGCCACUACCUCAUCGGUAACCUGGCUCUUAUAGACCUCCUCACUCUGAUAUUCUGUCCGUGGUUCAUGUUGGUCAGGGAUUUUUACCAGCAGUACGUGUUGAAGAAUUUCGGAUGUCAAUUUGAAGGGUUUCUGCAGGCAACACUAUUGCUAGCAGGAGUUGGGGCUGUUAUGUUGGUGUCAUACGACAGGUUGGCUGCAGCAGCACUGUCUGCUGAUGCGAGGGUCACCAGGAGCACGGCUCCGAAAGCAAUUUUCUGCACUUGGUUCGUGGCUAUUGUGCUGUCCCUACCGUGGAUUCUUAGGAGGGAGUAUACGGAGCGACAGUGGCUGGAUUACCUGGAGACAUUUUGUGUCGAAGAUGUUCAAGUGCUCGGCAUAUAUUGGCAUUUCACCCUCACUCUGCUAGUGUGGAUUCCCUUGGGACUCAUGGUUAUUACCUACGGCACCAUAAUGUGGCGUUUAGAGUGCAGUGCUAGGGAGCUAUCAAGCCGCGGCACAGGUCAAGCGAUUACCAAGGCCAGGAGUCGAGCGUUGAGGAUCACAGCCUGUGUGCUGAUGACGGCAGUCGUCUGCAGACUGCCUUACACUGUUCUCAUCUAUUGGAGGAAUAACUUGAGCAAUAACAUCAAUUCCGUGGAAGGUAGCUACGACUCGAUGUGGUUCGUGGCAAACUAUCUGAUGUAUUUAAAUUGCGCUGUCAACCCCCUAAUUUAUGGAUUUACCAACACGAAACUGCGUAAGGCAAUGGACAGGACCCCAGGCAUCGCUUGCUGCAAGUUUGGCUCUUGGUGCUGCGUCUGUACCGUGUUACACAGAAAGCAUAUCGUCAACGAAGACAAACACACAGAUAAGAUAUUUGUGAUUGAAGGCACACCACGACCCAAUAAGAAACUCUCAAAUGUCAUCAAAAACAUUCUGCACAUCAACAAGGAAACCUUAGACUUCAGCAUUAAAAACGAUGACGUCACGACAAAACCUACUAAAGUUACCCCAGUAAAUGCAUGUACUGGCCCUUAAAUUGUAGUUA
Plodia interpunctella (Indianmeal moth) is the source of this 2126-nucleotide messenger RNA. RefSeq lists its product as uncharacterized. Gene Ontology annotation, biological process: G protein-coupled receptor signaling pathway. NCBI's taxonomy places the organism in Eukaryota, Metazoa, Arthropoda, Insecta, Lepidoptera, Pyralidae. Gene Ontology annotation, cellular component: plasma membrane. The coding region runs from base 908 to 2116 and encodes 402 amino acids. The transcript has 7 exons. Gene Ontology annotation, molecular function: G protein-coupled receptor activity. The record is from RefSeq and is a predicted model, not a curated record.